Molecule: messenger RNA, 1062 nt
Organism: Sardina pilchardus (European sardine)
Lineage: Eukaryota; Metazoa; Chordata; Actinopteri; Clupeiformes; Clupeidae
Product: carbonic anhydrase 9-like
Exons: 9
Coding region: 64-1062 (332 amino acids)
Biological process (GO): one-carbon metabolic process
Cellular component (GO): plasma membrane
Molecular function (GO): carbonate dehydratase activity; zinc ion binding
Source: RefSeq, a predicted model, not a curated record
AAAGCGACAGAUCCUAACUCACAUGCGCCCCCGGCCCUCAAAAAGGUAGCCCAGUGCAGAAGGAUGGAGAGUAAAGCCUUCCUGUUCAUACUGAUGUGGUUCAGAGCAGCUGCGCUGAACACCUCUAGUAUCCCAGUGUCGUCCCCUGACUACUGUUACAUAGAGUCUUGGUGUGACAGCUACGCGUGGGAGGUGACGUUCCAGUAUUGUAGGGCGGACUUCAUGCUGUCCCAGUCGCCGGUGAACCUUGACCCCUUUUACAUGAUGUGGAACAUGUCCAUGCCACCGCUGGAGCUGCAGGACUACGACGUCCCGCAGACCGAGCCCUGGGUCAUGAAGAACAUCAGGGACACCGUUGCCGUGGAGUUUAACCCUGGCAUGCGGUUGAGAGGCGCCAACUUCCCCGGAGAAUACCAGACCCUCUACAUGUCCUUCCACUGGGGCAGCACCUACAUGCCUGGGUCAGAGCACACCUACAAUGGCAGGAGAUACCCUAUGGAGCUGCAGAUCAUCCACAUUCUUCCUCCCUACACAAGUGUGAUGGAGGCUGUGUACCUUGAGCGGCAGGCGGUGGCCAUCUUGGCCUUCUUCAUUGACAUUGGUCAUGAGGACAAUCCCGUCUUUGAGAUCAUCUCCAGUGCAGUCCCGACUGUCCCUCUCGCAGGAGAUGAAGCAUUCCUUAAUCCUUUCGCCCUCCGUGACCUACUGCCCGAUGACAUCUCCAAGUUCUACCGAUACCAAGGAAGCCUCACUUUCCCAGACUGCUUAUUUGGCGUUGAGUGGGCAGUUUUUGAAGAGCCAAUCUACAUCAGCCUUAAACAGUAUGACCGCUUCGUGUCGUCGGUGUACUAUCAUGAGUGGGAGGAGGGGGAGGAGCCUAAGCUGCAGGUGAUGAACUACCGGCACAUCCACUCUCUGUUCAUGCGCGUGCUGGAGGCCAGUCCCAACGCCAGCAUCCCCUUCACCUCCGCUGCCCCCCACACACACUCCGCCACACACACACACACACACACCGCCCUCCUCGCCGCCCUGGGGGCCCUCCUGCUGACCACGGCCUGGUGA